AUGGGAAUUCUCGAGAAGAUCAAGGAGAUUGAAGAUGAAAUGGCCAGGACUCAGAAGAACAAGGCCACAGAGUACCAUCUUGGGCAGCUGAAAGCCAAGCUAGCAAAGUUACGGACGGAACUGCAAGCACCGCCAAAGGACUCGAAAGGAGGUGGAGAUGGUUUUGAGGUACAGAAAUAUGGAGAUGGGAGAUGUGCCCUCAUUGGCUUUCCAUCUGUGGGGAAGUCCACAAUCUUAACAGUCCUGACCGGUACCAAGUCUGAGGUUGCCGCGUACGAGUUCACAACGCUGACCUGCAUUCCGGGCAUCAUCCACUACAAUGAGGCCAAGAUCCAGCUGCUGGAUCUCCCCGGUAUCAUUGAGGGUGCUGCGCAAGGCAAAGGGCGCGGGCGGCAGGUCAUAGCGGUGUGCAAGAGCGCGGAUCUGCUGCUGAUGGUGCUGGACGCGAGCCGGCCGCACGCGCACCGGCGCAUUCUCACUGAGGAGCUGGAGAGCGUGGGUAUCCGCCUGAACCGCCGACCGCCCGCCAUCUACUACAAGAAGAAGAAGACCGGCGGCAUCUCCUUCAACGCCACCGUGCCCCUCAGCCGCAUGGACGAGAAGCUCUGCCAGCGCAUCCUACAGGAGUACAAGAUCCACAAUGCGGAGGUGCUGUUUCGGGAGGACUGCGAUGCGGACGACCUGAUCGAUGUCAUUGAGGGCAACCGCCGCUACAUCAAAUGCCUGUACGUGUACAACAAGAUCGACGUGUGCAGCGUGGAGGAGGUGGACGCCAUAGCGCGCAUGCCCAACUCCAUCCCCUGCUCCGCCUUCCAGGAGCUCAACAUGGACGGCCUGCUGGAGCGCAUGUGGGACAUGAUGGCCCUCGUCCGCGCCUACACCAAAAAGGUUGGGGGCAAGCCGGACUUUGCGGACCCCGUGGUGCUGUCUGCGGACAGAGGGGGCACCAGUAUCGAGGCGCUGUGCACGCAGAUCCACAAGAGCCUCGUAGCAGACUUCUCCUACUCGCUCGUCUGGGGAACCAGCUCCAAGCACUAUCCGCAGCGGUGUGGGCUGAGCCACGUGCUAGAGGAUGAGGAUGUGGUGCAGAUAGUGAAGCGCAAGGUAACCACAGGGGGCGAGGAUGGCAAGGGGCGCUUCAAGACCACAUCGAACAAGCCGCUGCGCAUUUCUGACAGGGAAAAGAAGGUUGCCCUCAAGACCUGAGGGGUGUGCUUUGGGUUAGCUUGUAGAAGCUGAACGCUUACUGAACUCAAUAUGUGGAACACUCAAAAUGAACUGAGAAGUAGACACUUCAGUAAAUUUGAAAGCAAACCUUGUCGCGGACUCGGAGAAGGUUUUGGGGCCAUUUGGCUAUGAUUGCAUAUGCUUAUGCAUCUAGCAUGCAAGCGACAUGACUGCAAUGUGUUCUGACAGCAUAUUUGAUUAUGGUUUGCCCCAUGUGGCAGUGAUUGAGCAAGCAGAAAUGAUGUUACCAACGCUGACACGUG
Messenger RNA from Coccomyxa subellipsoidea C-169, 1490 nucleotides. Its product is annotated as P-loop containing nucleoside triphosphate hydrolase protein. The transcript has 10 exons. Gene Ontology annotation, molecular function: GTPase activity; GTP binding. Gene Ontology annotation, biological process: cytoplasmic translation. The record is from RefSeq and is a predicted model, not a curated record. The coding region runs from base 1 to 1206 and encodes 401 amino acids. Gene Ontology annotation, cellular component: cytoplasm. NCBI's taxonomy places the organism in Eukaryota, Viridiplantae, Chlorophyta, Trebouxiophyceae, Coccomyxaceae.